This is a messenger RNA of Girardinichthys multiradiatus, 1646 nucleotides long. RefSeq names its product G patch domain containing 3 (gene gpatch3). The coding region runs from base 27 to 1568 and encodes 513 amino acids. Gene Ontology annotation, biological process: negative regulation of type I interferon production; positive regulation of DNA-templated transcription; negative regulation of RIG-I signaling pathway. Gene Ontology annotation, molecular function: nucleic acid binding. The record is from RefSeq and is a predicted model, not a curated record. NCBI's taxonomy places the organism in Eukaryota, Metazoa, Chordata, Actinopteri, Cyprinodontiformes, Goodeidae. The transcript has 7 exons.
GACUUUGUUCGAGAACGUAAACAAUCAUGGCGGACUGCGAAACUGAACGUCCUGUGUAUCUAGCUAUCAGCAACGUCCCCGCAGCCUUCCACUCAGCGGACCUGAGGAAUUACUUUAGUCAGUUUAUAGAAAGCGGUGGUUUUCACUGUUUUCACUACCGACACCGACCGGAAGUUCUGAGGGACCCCGAGGGCUCCGAACCCACAGUGGGCGAAGACGGAGAGAAUGCUAGCUCCGCAUCCCCAGAACCCCGCGAAUCAACGCCGAGCAGCUGCGUGUCAAAGACGGCGGUGAAGUCGUGCUGUUGUGUCGUUUCGGUCCGUGCUAAACAUGCGGACCGGUUCAUCGGGAUGUAUGCUGGGAACCACUGGAUCGAGUCGAAGGGCAACUGGCUGGCCAGACGCUGUGUUAUCAGAAGAAUAAGAGUCUCCCAUGACAAAGGCGAAGGUUCCUUCCCUUAUAAAACCAAGUAUGAGCAACGUCACCAUGUCUCCUUAGCUGAACAGUUCACUGAAGCUGACCUUGAUAGCCUUCCAGAGCUGAACCCACCUGCUCUGAUGCAGAAUGGGAACGUGGGCACGCCCAUCAAAGUCUUCCUCCAACUCAUCCAAUCCUGUCGCCUACCUCCGCGCCUUAUCCGGAAGCUGGGCCUUACUUUCCCAAAGACCGGCUCCAGCCGUCGUUACGGAAACGUACCUUUCCAGUACCACAAUACGUGCAUCCUUCCAGCCACAGAGGAGACCGUGUUAACAGCUGCUGGACACGAGAUAUCGGGCCCAGGCUCUUUGACUGCUCCGUCUUCAAGAACGAGGCUGCUAGCUGAUGAUGCACACACAACAGAGGCUGAUGACACUCAGAAUGAAGAAGAAGGGGAGGAUGCGCAGUCAAAUGCGGAUGAUGAUGAUGACCGCUGUGAAGAGUGGGAACGCCACGAGGCCCUGCAUGAUGAUGUGACAAGCCAGGAGCGGAGCAAAGAGAGGCUUUAUGAGGAAGAGAUUGAGUUAAAGUGGGAAAAAGGAGGUUCUGGUCUGGUUUUCUACACUGAUGCUCAGUACUGGCAGGAGGAAGAAGGAGAUUUUGAUGAGCAAACAGCGGACGACUGGGAUGUUGAUAUGAGUGUUUACUAUGAUAAAGAUGGAGGCGACAUGGACGCUCGUGACUACAUAAAAAUGCGCUACGAAAGGAGGUUAAGGGAUGGUAUUGAAGAUGGAUCAGGCCACAAUCAGUCUAUUGGCAGCUUUGAGAGGUUUACUAAAGGCUUUGGCCGACGCGUUAUGGAGAAGCAGGGCUGGAGGGAUGGCGAAGGCCUGGGAAGCAGCCAGGUUGGGAUGUUUGAAGCUCUGGAGAAUGAGGGUCAACAUCCACGCUGUAAAAGAGGCUUUGGGUAUCAUGGAGAAAAGCUGGUGUUACACCCUGUAAAGAGGGCCAGAACCGAUUUUUUUAUCAGUACAGUGUACGAUAAACCCAAAGACAUAGAUAAAGGUGACACCUUACUGAGACGGCAACCCAACACCAGCAUGAAGUACCGAGGCUGGCAGCCAGGUGGCAGCAUAGGAUUAAAAAGAUGACAUCUUGCUCCAUCGCAAAACAUCUACCUCCGUUUUAUUUAUUGUAUUUUUAUAAUAAAACCUUUUUUAAUCAUUUAA